UCACACUGUCGUCGUCGUCGGGAACAAAAAAUACGAAGAAAAUUGCUUUAUUCAACGAAAUUUUGCAUCAAAUUAUUGAGCGCAAAAUUUCAGACGAGAGCAAGUGAAAUCGCGGCCAGCAAUCUAAUUUGCGCGGAUAGUAUAUUUCUUUCUUACCCCCGGUUAAUAAAAAGGCGUCAAAAUUGAAUCGACAAAGAUUGACGAGUCUUUUCCUUCCACCACAACUGCGAUGGAGGAUAAAGCGACAACAAAAGAUCUUGAUCAAUGGAUUGAGCAGUUGAACGAAUGCAAUCAGUUGACAGAAACACAAGUUCGCACUCUUUGCGACAAGGCCAAGGAGAUCCUCUCCAAGGAGUCGAACGUGCAGGAAGUCAAAUGUCCCGUCACAGUCUGCGGAGAUGUGCACGGCCAGUUCCACGACCUCAUGGAGCUGUUCCGGAUAGGCGGCAAGUCCCCUGACACAAACUACUUGUUCAUGGGCGACUAUGUGGAUCGCGGCUAUUAUUCCGUGGAGACUGUCACCCUGCUGGUGGCGCUGAAGGUGCGCUAUCGCGAGCGCAUCACCAUCCUGCGCGGCAACCACGAGUCGCGCCAGAUCACACAGGUGUACGGCUUCUACGACGAGUGUCUGCGCAAGUACGGCAACGCCAAUGUGUGGAAGUAUUUCACGGAUCUGUUCGACUACUUGCCGCUGACGGCGCUGGUUGAUGGGCAGAUCUUCUGCCUGCACGGCGGUCUCAGUCCGUCGAUCGACAGUCUGGACCACAUUCGGGCCCUCGAUCGCUUGCAGGAGGUGCCCCACGAGGGACCCAUGUGCGAUCUGCUCUGGUCCGAUCCCGAUGACAGGGGUGGCUGGGGAAUCUCGCCCCGUGGUGCCGGCUACACCUUUGGACAGGACAUUUCGGAAACGUUCAACAACACAAACGGCCUGACGCUCGUGUCGCGUGCCCAUCAAUUGGUGAUGGAGGGCUACAACUGGUGUCACGAUCGCAAUGUGGUCACAAUUUUCUCAGCGCCAAACUAUUGCUACAGAUGCGGCAACCAGGCGGCUCUUAUGGAACUGGAUGAUUCACUUAAAUUUUCAUUCCUACAAUUUGAUCCAGCACCGCGGCGCGGCGAGCCUCAUGUUACGCGAAGAACACCCGAUUAUUUCCUUUAAGCUGGAUUGCGCUUACAUUUAAACAUAUUACAUCGCAUUAUAACAACAAGAACAACAACAACAAGAAAAAAACCCAAUAUAUAAUAUAAACAAAACAAACAAAAGAAAUCAACAACCAAGCAACAACACAAAGUAUAUAAAAAUAAACAACAACAAAAUGGCAAAUGCUGUUAAUGAGAAAUGAUAAGAAAAGAAAUCCCUAAAACCCAACAGAAAAUGAAAACCUAUUCUCGAUGCAUUUGUUCGAAACAAUUCGAGAACGAUGCACUAAGCAGCCUUUGAUCGUUCCGUUGUUUGUUGUUUUGCCCAAGUCGCAUUCGGAGGCGACAAAAGAUAAAUAUAUCAAAGAGAGGAGUGGAGCGGAUGAAGGAGGAGCAGAGGCAGAAGCAGGAUGAAAUGAUGAUACAAUCCAAUCAAACCUACCAACCUACCAACCAACCAACCAACAACCAAGCAACAAGAACUACAACUACUUAGCUAAAUUUGUUAAUUUAUAAAAAUAACGAACUAAGCGCCGCAGCAGCAGCAAGCAGAAGCCAGAAACCAGAAUGGGAGUGAUGGAUGGAUGGACGGGUGGAUUAUGACAUGUGUGGGACUUUUAGGGCGGGGAAGGGGGAGAGUAUAUGACAAAGGACGAUGGACUACGAACAACUGACAUACCGACCCCAGGACGACAGCAGACGGCAGCAUGUGGGAGUACUAAAAGCAUGAGGGAGGAAGUAGCACGAGAAGCAGGAGCAGCAGCAGCAGCAAGGGGGAAAAGCGCGGGGCGGGCCAGCGAUUCAUACAAA
Molecule: messenger RNA, 1950 nt
Organism: Drosophila guanche
Lineage: Eukaryota; Metazoa; Arthropoda; Insecta; Diptera; Drosophilidae
Gene: mts
Product: serine/threonine-protein phosphatase PP2A
Exons: 4
Coding region: 230-1159 (309 amino acids)
Biological process (GO): peptidyl-serine dephosphorylation; mitotic cell cycle
Cellular component (GO): cytosol
Molecular function (GO): protein serine/threonine phosphatase activity
Source: RefSeq, a predicted model, not a curated record